Molecule: messenger RNA, 1392 nt
Organism: Aspergillus luchuensis
Lineage: Eukaryota; Fungi; Ascomycota; Eurotiomycetes; Eurotiales; Aspergillaceae
Exons: 1
Coding region: 1-1392 (463 amino acids)
Source: RefSeq, a predicted model, not a curated record
AUGCCCAGUGACGACACCUCUAACCAGAACCGAAAUUCCGCUCCCUCCGAUUCCCGCCGAUGGCCCGAUGACGAGACCGCGUUGGACGCUGUCCGCCGUUUCGCCGACGAACAAGUCUCGUCCGUGCUCCAGUCGGUGAUGGGCAUCCCCUCCAUGUCCUCGCGGCCCUCCCGCGACCACUGGGCCAUCUUCGACGAGGAAGCUUUCCGCAGGAGAGACGGCGGCGGCGACGCGAAGGGGGACAACCAUGCGCCAGGUACAGCGGACAAUACCGACCACCACAACCAACGCCACAACCGCUAUCCCGCGCAUUCUUGGACUGACUGGGAGGAUCAAUGGUACGCAGAUAACCAUCCCAGAUGGCGCAGAAGCGACCGAGACAGCAUCUUCGACUUUUUCUUCGACCGGGCCUCCUUGUUCGACAGCCCUUUCUCCUCCCACUUCUUCCACCCCUUCCACCGCUCCCUGUUCUCAGACUUCGCUAGCAAUUCCUUCGGUUGGCCCUUCUCCUACCUCAUCUUCAGUCCUUACUCCCCCUUGCACCUGGAACGCCAGAACCAGUACCACUCCCACCACGACAGGGGUGUCUUUUCGUCGCUCAUGUCCUCGUUGAGCCUGUCGUCGGAGAAUGAGAACAACAACCCCGCUACGGAGACCCACUGGCGCGAAGCUUUCGAGGAUCUUGUCCGGUUGGAAAAUGGCAAACCGAUGCUCGACCAGGACACCACUGCGCUGGCGAAGAGGGAGACCCCAAGAGAUUGGUUGUACGGUCUGGCGAAACGGGGUAGUUUGGGCGACCAGUGGAAGAUUUCCGAAAGCGGAAGAGAUGGCCGGUCAAACCCGAUGCUUGUUUUCCACAACUACACCUCGGACCGCGGCGAUGGCAAUGAAGUAUCUCGAGAGAUAACCGCAGACGACAACGAGACCGAAACUUUGACGGAACUGGACAUGUUCGAUCGCUUCUUCGAGGACGCUGCUGCUCGUGAAAGCAAGGCGUUUGCCGAUAUGUUCGAGAGUCCUAUACUGCGCUUGCUGCUGGAGGAUAGACGGAGACCUCGCGAGGCCGACAAAUGGAUGGAGCCUGUGUCUGACAAGCAGAAUGACAACCCAAUCUCUGAGAACCACCAGCAGCAGCAGCAGCCAACCCCAGUGACGGAACCAACUACAACCACAGAACAACCAACCGUGAUCUCAACCAUGACGAGAACCGAGCGUGUCCGACUCCCAGAUGGAUCCACUCAGAAGAAGACCGUCUGGACAAAACGAUUCUCCGAUGGUCGUGAAGAGAGCAACGAGACGACGGAAGUUCUGAACCCCCCUCAUGGACAGAAUAGUACAGGAGACUCUUCAUCCGCCAAUCGGAAGGAGACCGGCUGGUUUUGGAGAGAUUAG